ACUCCCAUCAAGCUGUUUAAGGACCCCAGGAUGUCCAUGCUCGCAGAACCCCGGAGGAAACAGAAGUGGUCUGUUGACCCCAGGAACAGCGCCUGGAGCAACGAUGACUCCAAAUUCGGCCAGAAGAUGCUGGAGCGAAUGGGCUGGUCCAAGGGCAAGGGCCUGGGGAGAAGUGAGCAAGGCUCCACUGACCAUAUCAAAGUAAAAGUGAAGAACAACAACUAUGGUCUUGGGACCUCCGCCAGCUAUGAGGAUAACUGGAUCGCCCACCAAGAUGAUUUCAAUGAGCUUCUUGCUCAACUGAACAGCUGCCAUGCUCAAAACAGCGGCACUGAUUCUCCACCACCAGAGGAGCGGAAAGGGUUCAGCUUGGAGGAGAAAUCCAAGACCACCAAAAAGAGGGUGCACUACAUGAAGUUCACUAAAGGAAAGGACCUGUCCUCUCGCAGUGAAACAGACCUUAACUGUAUCUUUGGGAAGAGGGGAAGAUCUGCCAAUGACCAAGAGCAGGAGAGCAACAGCAGCGAUUCUCAGGGGGAGAAAGAGGAGAGUUUUGCUCGUGCUGCCUUUGAGCUGGACACAGAGUCCAUCACCAAAACAGUUAAGAGCACUCUCACGAUGCAGGAGUACUUUGCACAGCGGAUGGCUCAGCUGAAGAAGGAUCGCGGGCAGGCCCAGAGUGCAGCACCCUCAGAGGAGACCAGCGAGACAUCAGGUCCGUCUGAGCAGCCCAGUCCCAUCGUCAUCAUCAACAACGACGACGACUCAGAAGAGCCCAAAAAGAAAAAGAAGAAGAAGAAGAAGAGCAAAAAGUCAGAGGAUGAUCUAGAAGUGGUCGAGGAGAACAGCACCCCCGCUCCUAUUGUAAUAGUGGAAGACGAGGACCAACCACAGGAGCGUCCAGAGAAAAAGAAGAAGAAGAGGAAAAUGGUAGAAAGCGAGGGGGCUGCAAGUGAGGACUGUAGCUCCACCUCUGGUGUGGAGCAGAACUGCGAGGAGCUGCCUCCGUCCAAGAAGAAGAAGAAGAAGAGUAAAAAACACGAUGAGGAAACUGAGCUAGUAAAUGGACACGAGCCAACCGAGGAUCAGACUGUAGAAUCUGAGGUUGUUCAGAAAAAGAAGAAGAAGCACCGAGAGGAGGUUGUCGAGGAGGUGGUGGAGAAGAAAUCCAAAAAGGACAAGAAAAAGAAACAUCAAGAGUAGAGUGGACUCAUGUUGUCCUGUUGUCAUAAACACCAUCACGAGGGCACAUGUGUAGAUUAACUGCCUUCAUGUCAAAUGUUCUUGUAUAGAUACAGUCUGUUAAUGACAAACACGAACCACUAACUUGUACUGUCGAACUUUGCUGAAGCACUUGGUAAAAUACCUCAAGUUAAGAGACAGACAUUUUGGGAAAUACCCAUUAGAUUUAUUUAAACAUGGAGUUAAAGUGGAAAUAGACGACUUUUUUUGCUCUAACUUAUCACUAUGAAUUAGAUAUUCGUUGCACAAUAUAAUGAUAUUAAUAACACCAUCACUGUUUAGAUUGAGUCCCUAUAAGCCUCGAUUUCACUAUGAAAUUCUGUCUACCACCAGGUACUGUAUCCCCAGAAUGAAGGCUCCAUUUACGGAUAACGAUAACGAAAAUACAACGUCCACACAGUUAUGUCUGUCAUGUCUCGUUGAGAAGCAGGAUGUAGCAGAUCUUUGUGCCUCAGCCACAGUUGGGAGAAGUUUUCGUAGAUGGCUUUUGACCAGAAAUGGAUUUCUUGACUAAGGUUAAGAAAAUGGUUUGGGCUUUCCGAGUGAAAGCCUACAAGGAAAACUUCUUCCAUGUGCAGCUGCCAUGUUAGCCUCAGUUUUAGCUCGUCCAUCUUUUGGAACGGGAUUGUACAUUUGCGAGGAGAAUGGUCAGGAGUGGUAGUUUGUGCAGUCUAGCCUUUGUCUAAGCUUGUAGCCCCACUCAUUUCUACCACUUCUGCUUACCCUGUCUCCGCCACCGCCGAUGUCUUCCUGGGAUUAUAGCCCAAACUGAUCAAGGUGGUCUGACAAUCUCCGCUCGUAUCUAACAAAAGGUGACUGCAUGUAGUGCCGAUUCCAAGCAUAUCAUGUCGGUUGUAGGCUGAAGGUGCUUCAACUUUACUAUCCAAAAAAGGCAAUAGUAAAAAUGACACGAACAGUAAUAAAUGACCCGCCAUUUUGUCUGUGUGACAGGGGCACCAACAGUACCACUUGGAAUCGUUGGAGGGAAAGAAGUUGUCUAAGAAAUGGUGUCUAACUCCAUAAAAAGUUUUUGUACUUGUGUAACAGACAAAGACAACAGUCUACAUGCUGAGCUAAGCUAACGAGCUGCUGGCUGUAGCUUCGUAUUUAACAGACAUACCUGAGAGCAGUUGUGAUCCGCUCAUCUAGCUCUGGGGUCGAAGCAAAUAAUGUUUCCCAAAAUGUCAAACUGUUUCUUUAAUCUAUAAGGUACAGCUAUUUCUCUAUAUGUGACUGUCCCCACGAUUUAUAAAAUUUAUCAAUUCGGACAUCAUGAGUUGACAUAAUUUUUAUAAAAAGGAGUUUUACAUCAAAUUUCAAAAAUGAUUAGAGACUGCUGACGUGUCUUACUGAAUCUUCCUUCAACCAUCUUUGUUAAAUCCUUCAGAUGAUGAGUAUCUCCUUCAGUAAUUCUAUUUAAAUUUGUACAAACUACUUUGAUGUUAUGUGACUGAAAAAUAUGAACUGAUGCAGUUUGAUGUUUUGCUUGAAAUCUGUAAAACAUCAGUCUGACACAUCCAUGAGCUGGAAGAAAACACAUGGUGCUUUCACAGGAUGAAAUCAUUUUUUAAAUAAAUCUGAAUAGCCAUG
This is a messenger RNA of Epinephelus fuscoguttatus (brown-marbled grouper), 2832 nucleotides long. It is a transcript of the gene pinx1, whose product is annotated as PIN2 (TERF1) interacting telomerase inhibitor 1. Gene Ontology annotation, molecular function: nucleic acid binding; telomerase inhibitor activity. The record is from RefSeq and is a predicted model, not a curated record. Gene Ontology annotation, biological process: regulation of ribosome biogenesis. Bases 31 to 1203 code for a protein of 390 amino acids. NCBI's taxonomy places the organism in Eukaryota, Metazoa, Chordata, Actinopteri, Perciformes, Serranidae. The transcript has 7 exons. Gene Ontology annotation, cellular component: nucleolus.